Syngnathoides biaculeatus (alligator pipefish) is the source of this 1334-nucleotide messenger RNA. It is a transcript of the gene emx3, whose product is annotated as empty spiracles homeobox 3. Bases 542 to 1204 code for a protein of 220 amino acids. Gene Ontology annotation, biological process: regulation of DNA-templated transcription; central nervous system development; brain development. Gene Ontology annotation, molecular function: DNA-binding transcription factor activity, RNA polymerase II-specific; DNA binding. The record is from RefSeq and is a predicted model, not a curated record. The transcript has 3 exons. NCBI's taxonomy places the organism in Eukaryota, Metazoa, Chordata, Actinopteri, Syngnathiformes, Syngnathidae.
AAGAAAAAGUGCUCGGUUGGUGACGAGGUUGAAGCUUUUAAAGGUUUUCGUUUGGUGUUUCCAGCGACGGCGCAAACCAGUUUUGGGCGCACUUGGAUCGCACUGAAACGCCAUUUUUUGGUUUUUGUGAACGUCUUUUGGUUUGUAUUUAGAAUUUUCUUUUUUGACCAUCUUGAGCUCGGAUGCGGAUUUUUUGGGAUUUUCGAGCACGUGACGAAAGCUUGACUUUUGAGGUUUUGUCUCUUCCGUCGUCAUCCUGGCGUGUUUUGCGCAUGCGCGGGCGGCGCACCUCCGCGAAAUCUCGUCCAGGUGCGUUACGCACGCUGUGCGUGUGCGUUUUUUUUUUUUUUUUUUACCCACGCCCCCCCCCCCACUUCCUUCCAUUUUUUUUUUUUUUUUGGGGUGGGCGGGGUGCGAGGAUCAAUCAAGAAGAGCAAAACUCGCUCUCACGAGGCUUCGGGAGGAGCGGCGGGGAUGGUUCCGCUGUGAGCUUCGGCUUCGGGGGUCCCUCGGCUCGGACCCGCAAGCGGCCGGUCCCGAGAUGUUCUGGCAGCAGCAGCAGCAGCAGCAGCACCAGCAGCUCCCGGGCCGGGGCGUCAACAAGUGUUUCUCCAUCGAGGCUCUGGUCGGGAAGCAGCCCGUCCGGAGCCGGGGCGCCUCGGGCGAACCCAUCCGGCCCACCGCGCUCCGCUUCCCGCGAACGGCCGGAGCGGACCCGGCGGCCCGGCGGGAGGCCGGGCCGCACUCGUUCGGACGGCCCCAUCCCGGACUCGGCCUGCUCUACCCCCCCGCCUGGAUCCUGCACGACCACCGGCCCAACGUGCACGCGCGCGCAGGUGACGCCGGCGGUGCGGAGAAUCUCCUGCUGCACGGCGCUUUCUCCCGCAAACCCAAACGGAUCCGCACGGCAUUUUCGCCAUCGCAGCUUCUGCGUCUGGAGCGAGCCUUCGACAAAAACCACUACGUCGUCGGAGCGGAGAGGAAGCAGCUGGCCUCGGCGCUCUGCCUGAGCGAGACGCAGGUGAAGGUGUGGUUCCAGAACCGCAGAACCAAGCACAAACGGCAGAAGUUGGAGGAAGACUCCCCCGAGGCCCAACACAAGCGCUCCAAAGCCAGCCAGCACGUGAGCAGAUGGCGAGCCGCCACGCGGCAGAACGCCGACGACGAUGACGGCGAACACGUCGACGUCACCGGCGACCGCUGAGCCGACGGAAACGCCCGCGCUGAGUGGACGGCGUCCGUGUUUGUUGUGCACUCGGACCUAAAUGAAGGAGACGGAACGUUCUCGUGUUUCAAAUGUGUGUGUGUGUGUGUGUGUGUGUGUGUGUCCCCCC